AUCACGUGACAUGUAUCUACCAGGUUAACAGACGAUCAUUACGCGAUUAAUCAAUGUGUAUUGGGUAUUUGGGUCACAUUAAUUUUUACGGAUAUUGUUUAGUAAAAUUUGAGUUUGUGAGCUACAUACACUUACAGUAUGUGAUGUAAAGCAUUUGUAUCUAGGAGACCGAGGUACCAGUGACUAUAUUAAGAUUUUUGCGUCUGCUAGUAGGACUAUUUUUAACGGCGGAUGCAUAUUCAGAACAGGUGCUUGAUUAAUUUGACAGAAAUGGCGGAUACACCGAAGGAUUAGUUGCAACAAUACACAAAUCAGUGCCUUUCUCAACUGUCGAGCCCCGAUGUAGCCCCUUCAAGAUUAUCAAGUAAUGAAGGGACUACCCCGUUUGUAUUUCGUUACAUAAUGGGCUGCGCAAACGGUAAGUUAGAGCCGGAGGCACCGUCGACUGGUCACCUGGUCGAGACGGUCUAUGGGGGUCACAGGACGGGAACUCGAGUAGGCGGAACUGGCACAAACGUGGCCUACACGAACGCCCAGAACCGCCAGAUGAACGGGAAGACUAAGGGCGGCGUGGCUCCUCCGCCCGACGGUGGCCAGCCCAAAACAAACAAAAAGGUGAAAAAGUACAGGGACAAGUUUGACCCACGCGUGACGGCCAAAUACGACAUUAAAGCUCUUAUAGGCCGGGGAAGCUUCAGUCGCGUAGUGCGUGUGGAGAAUAGACUCACAAAGCAGCCGUAUGCGAUCAAAAUGAUCGAUCGGGUGCAAGGAAAGGAAGUAUUCGAGUCAGAACUAAAAGUAUUAAGACGGGUCAAACACCAGUACAUAAUUCAGCUGGUGGAAGUGUUUGAAACGAAGGAUAAAGUGUACAUGGUGAUGGAGCUGGCAACUGGGGGCGAGCUUUUCGAUAGAAUUAUUGCAAAAGGUAGUUUUACGGAGCGGGAUGCAACCAGGGUGUUACAGAUGGUUUUGGAAGGGGUGGAGUAUUUGCACGGACUGGGAAUAGCCCAUAGAGAUCUAAAACCUGAGAAUCUCCUAUAUUAUCAUCCUGGACACGAUUCCAAAAUAAUGAUUACUGAUUUUGGAUUGAGUGCGACUGUUAAAGGCGAGAGCAUGAUGCGGACAACUUGUGGUACGCCUGAAUAUAUUGCACCGGAAAUACUGGCACGAAAACCAUACACUGUUCAGGUGGAUGUGUGGGCAAUUGGAGUUAUAACGUACAUUCUACUAAGUGGAACUAUGCCAUUUGAUGAUGAGAAUCGAACGCGGCUUUACAGACUUAUUCUCAAGGCAAAAUAUAGCUAUGCAGGAGAGCAUUGGAAAGAGGUAUCAGAUCUCGCCAAGAACUUUAUCAACCGCUGUCUAGUCAUAUCUGCGAGCGAGCGUAUCACGGCCUCUGAGACACUUAAACACCCCUGGAUUGUUAGCAUGGCUGCCAGCGCGAGCAACAAGAACCUCCAUCGCACCAUCAGCCACAACCUGCUGCAGCGCCAGUCUACGCGGUCCCGCGCUAACAGCACCAAGAGCUCUAAGUCGAACCGAUCGACGAAGUCAAACAAGUCGAAUCGAUCGUUGCACUCGGAGCAUCGUCGAGUGCAGCAGGAAGAGAUCGAAGCCUUGCUACGCGACCCAGAAGUCCAGGCAGAUUUGAAGUCACUUGGGGACGCUAACCACUGAGGUCAAGCUUGUUCCUCCCCUCUAACUGAUAAAGGUGUUGAUUUCUCUUCAUAACUCAUAAGGUCGUACAGUCAUUUUUGAUUGGUUGGCCUGAUGAGAGAUAUGUACAAAAUUAAAAACGAGUGAAAUCUUCUGGGAUAAUUUAAAUUGUUUAUAUACAAAGUGCUUGAGAAUAUCAGACAAUUUUUCGAAAACAUAUUGUCCUUGAUAGUGCUGUUACAACUGCUGUGUAUGUUUUGGAGAAUUGACUUGGCCAAUGAAAUGGUUCGAGUUUGACUCCAGUGUCAAGUGUAUGUCUGUAAUUUUUGUAAACUCCGCAGGGAUAUUAUGUGUAUAAUGUCGUCAAUGAGUUAUUCAAUUAUUUCUAUUUGUUUGUACUGAAGUAAACAAGGAUCCAUCAUAAAAAGGCAAAAGCAAAAAAAACUCACACAAGUUCAUUUCCUAUUUUUCUGUGCAUAUUUCACUCAUGUUUCAUUUAAUUUUUCAUAUCAGCAGUUUAAUAUUUAAACAUGUACAAUUUGGCUACCUCGCAUCAAAUCAAUUUAUUGUUGAGGAAAACAUUUGUUUGGGUCAAUGAUGAACAGGAAGGAACUUUUACUAAGGAAAAAUACAACAUGAGGGAACUUGUUCAUAUUAAACUUUCUACUAACGUAACUUCUUUACAGGAAUUGUACUAUUUUUUUGUUAUAUUCAUACACAAGUAAUAACCAAUCUGUUCAAAAGGUUUCUGCCUUACAAGCAGUGAUUUUAUAUUAUAAUAACUAUGUUUGUAUAAAAGUUUUAAUUGUUCAUCAUGUCCAUAAAACAUUGACUUGUAAUUGAGCCUUCCCUCAAAAACAGGGCUAAAUGCAUGAGCGUACAGCCAUGCUCUGCGAAAACAGGGCUUUAUGCAUGAGCGUACAGCCACGCUCUACGAAAACAGGGCUUAAUGCAUGAGCGUAAAGCCACGCUCUGGGAAAACAGGGCUUAAUGCAUGAGUGAAAAGCCACGCUCUGGGAAAACAGGGCUUAAUGCAUGAGUGUAAAGCCACGCUCUGGGAAAACAGGGCUUAAUGCAUGAGUGUAAAGCCACGCUCUGGGAAAACAGGGCUUAAUGCAUGAGUGUAAAGCCACGCUCUGGGAAAACAGGGCUUAAUGUAGGAGUGUAAAGCCACGCUCUGGGAAAACAGGGCUUAAUGCAGGAGCAUACAGCCAUGCUCUGCAAAAACAGGGCUUUAUGCAUGAGCGUACAGCCACGCUUUACGAAAACAGGGCUUAAUGCAUGAGUGUAAAGCCACGCUCUGGGAAAACAGGGCUUAAUACAUAAGGGUACAGCCAUGCUCUGUGUCUUUAUUAAUGUGCAUAAAGUUUUGUCAAAGUUAAGCCUGUGCAGUCUGCACUGGCUAAUCAGGGACAACACUUUCUAAUCUUUUUGGGUUGUUUUAUUGAUAGGAUUAUUUUAAGCAAAAAUCCAUUUUAAGCUGAAAGUGUUGUCCCUGAUUUGCUUGUGCACACUGCAGAGGCUAAUCUGGAACAACAGUUUACACACAUACAUUAAGACCUGUUUUCCCAGAGCACAGCUAAAAUGUAAUUCAAUACUUGGACAAAACCCUGCACCUAGUAAACAUUGGUCAAUUCUACUGCUUGUUGUAUUCACUUGUUGAACAUUUUGAGUUUUGUUGUUCAUGAUUGAUCUUUCACUCGUUUGUUAUAGGUGAUAUUUUGAAGAUUCAGUGCCAACUACUUUUAUUUUUGUACUUGUUGUGUAUAAAAAUGUAGAGAACAUAUUGUUGAGGAUUUGUUGAUGUAUAUCUUUGUACGUGUUUCUGUCAUUUUUUAGUUUGUUUAGUCCACUAUAUUGUAAUUGAGAAACAGGGGACUUUGGGUAUUAACAACAUAUAAUUUUGUUAUUCACAUGUUUUUUUUAUAAAUGAUCUGUAAGCAUUUUAAAGGUUAAUUGAUUAUUCUUUUUACAUAGUUUUUGACUGUUAGUUGCAACCAAAGAUCUGUCGUUGGCAUUGUUUUGUUUCGCCUUGUAUAAUACCAGUCUGUAAUAUCCGUCCAAUUUCAGAAAUAUUUACAUCUAUUUUGUUUCGUUAUAUAGAUCCGUCCAUUAUGUUGAUAACAUUAUUCAUUCAUAUGUAUUUAUGUCGUUUUUAAAUGCAUUCAUUGUUAAUAUAAGUUUACAUUUACAUGUACCAUGUAGUCAUGAAAUGGCAACACAAUUUAAUUUAACUCGUUCAGGAAUUUUGUUUUUAUUACAUAUAUAUAUGAUGACUAUAUUACAAGUUUGGUAAAAAAAAUCAACUCAUGACUUGUUAUUGUAAAAAAUACAUUACCAAAUGUUAAUGCCUAGAGAAUGUUUCCAAAUUGCUUUAGACAAACUGCCAAUCGGGGAUUAAUUAUUUCACCUUUGGGAAUUGAUUUUAAUAUUUGCUUUAAAUCAAAUAGUCGAUAAUCCCUCUUUUCAUAAGUUAGGUCUGUGACCUAAAUUGGCACCUGACAACUAACUUAGUUUUAUGAUACGCAGUUGGGAAGCCAGAAAUGUAAAGUUUGUGAGAAUUGUUAAAUUACAUGAAAAUAGAAACUCUCUGAAUGUCUUGGGAAAUUUUAGUAUUGCCUUAUAUUUUGUAGUUGUUGAUCAUUCUGUUACGUUGUUUUUUUCCAUGAUGCAAGAAGAAAACCAUGUCAGUUCAUGUUGUUCUUUUUGUUAUUCCUUGUUAGUUUGAAGGAUAUUAAUAUUAUUAUUAUUAUUUUAUUGAGAGGAUUCAAUUGUUAGUGUCACCUUCUGUUCUGCAGAUAAGAAAAUGUUCAGUACAAAAUGUCCUCUUCUUUUCAAAUAAGGAAAAAAACAAUGUUUCACAUAAAAUUUACUGUAUCAAUCAUAUACAUCCAGUGGUUUCAUAAAUUCAAACAAACAAGUGUAAAAAUAUCAGUAUGAAAAUUGGGGGGGGGGUCAUAAUUGAUUUUUAAAGAAAUGUAUUUAACAACAAUGUGAUAUGUCCUAAACAUGCAGUUUUAAAUAGGUGGAAUGCUGCAGGUAAACCAUGCAAGUUACAUAUACAAUAAUACAACAGAUCUGUUUUUCAAGCACUCCACUUCGAUCUUAAGUAAGGAGCUUAUAGUGUUGCCUACCAAGUGUACAAAGUAGUUAUGCAAACAUUUAAACAAAUUUAAAACCCGCUCGAGUACCCAAAUAAUUAUCAAAAGCUAUUGUGUGUGCUGUAGAUAAACUCUGGCUUCUACAAAAGAUCUUGUCAAUUAUCUCAACCCACCCAAUACAGAGGAUUUUAGUAAACACGCUCGCCGCCUACUUAUCCCUUCUUUUAUGUCUUCGAAAACAAUUGUUGUAAAUGUGCUAUUAGUAUUAUAAUUGGUAAAAUUUUGUUACAUGCAUCUGCAAUAUGAAUAUUUGUUUGCUAAGCAUAGUGUUUGCAAAUGUGCAAAUAGAAUUUAUUUUACUUCUAUAAAGUGACAUCUUCCUCUUGCAUAUCUUAAUGCUUAAUACACUGUAACUCCAAUAUUAUGACAUACUGUAGACAAAUUUUAAAUGUGUUUGAGGUUAUUUUUUUCCCCAUCGUUUGACAUUCAUUAUUUCCAUGCACAACAUUUUAAUAAAAAAGAAAGCCAAUAAAAUUGCUACGAAAUAAAUGAAAUUAAAUAUAUGCAUUUAAAGUGCCUGAUUUUAGUGCUUUCUUUCGUAAUAUUUCAGCAGUAUUAUAAGUUUAAAUUUAUUUUACUUCUCAUCCAAAACUAUUAUCCCUUUACGGAUCAAGGCUUAAAAUUGGAUUUUCAUGCACCCAAUCUCCUCUAGGGCUUUUUUUGUAAUCGGUUGAACAUUUGUAACACUUUGAAAAGGGCUUAAAGCUUUCUUAACAUUUACAAUUGGUAAGCUGCACUGUAUUUUCUUAACUACUUUUGAGUAUUUGGCACUCUUUUCACGGGUUUAGACAUUACAUAUUACUGGUGUACAUGAAGUUUUGUAUUUAAUGAGCGCUGUCUAGGAAAAUGGGGCUUAAUGCAUGUGCGUAAAGUGUCAUCCCGGAUUGACCUCACAUGCUUAUCUAGGACAACACUUACCACAUGCAUAAGCCCCAUUUUCUCUGAGUGAAGCUCUAAGUCAAUUGUUAUUGAAACACACGCAAGGUCAUUCUUUUGUUCAGUUGCAAGUGUUUGUCAGUUCAGUAAAUUUUGUAACUGCAUGGCCAGUGUUAGGAUAUUUUUUUCAUAAAUAUAAUCUAAAGAAAUUAAUGUUUAACAAGGUUAUGCUAAUAUUUGAAUGCAUUUAUAAACUAUUUGAGUCAACUGUUAAAACAACUGUAUACAUGUACAAGUGUUUUUACAUUUGCUAGCAUUAUCUGAUAGAACAUGUAGUAUUUUGAUCAAUUAAAUAAUAACCCAUAUGUUAACUUGCUAACAUUUUAAGACUAAAUAUAUUACGUAUUAUUGUCUAAAUUAUGUUAAUUUACUUCAGAUAAAAGUAUGUAAAUGUAUUUUGUUUUAUCUUCAAGGAAUUCUGUUGUUACCACUUGUUUCGACAUGGUUACUGUCUUUCUCACUUGUUAAGUAAUGACACUAAGAAUUCAGAAUGUUUGUCAUAUAAAUAAAGCCAGGGCCAGUAUUUAUAAAGAAUUGUAUCUUUUAAUGAAAAUGUAAAUGUCGAAUUAUGGAAUUUCUCAAAUUUGUUCAGGAAGUUUUCACCGAAGUAAAAUAUGUUGAAAUGCAUUAUUUGCAGAAGUUUCAAUAUAAUACCAAUCAUAAAAAUAGUUUUUCCAAAAAAUGCUUAUUUUGACUUCAAUAUUUAACUUGAAUUAAAACAACUGAUACUCUUUUUAAAUAUGGUACCUGAAAAUUCUGUGCUAACAUACAGUGCUUACAUACAGUGCUAUCUUAAUCUAUACCUGCUAAAACAUGUGCUAUGCAGAAGCAAUAGCUUAAUGCAUCUGAAAUGAUAAACUGUAUUCUCGUAUUAAAAUGUAACACCAUUACCUCGUUCCUUUCUCUUCUAGGCUUUUUUAAUGAGCUCAUUUGAGUGUAAAUGAUGUCAUUUAUUCAGUUCUGUUUGUAAACAUGCGAGCAGCAAAGAUCACAUCACUGUUCUCUGACAGCAGCAGAGAUCACAUCACUGUUCUCUGAGAGCAGCAGAGAUCACAUCACUGUUCUCUGAGAGCAGCAGAGAUCACAUCACUGUUCUCUGAGAGCAGCAGAGAUCACAUCACUGUUCUCUGAGAGCAGUAUUGUAAAUGAACCUCGCUCUUGGAACAUGGGGCUUAAUGCAUGUUCUUAUUUUACCGGUCCAGAUUAGCCUGUGUGAACUGCAUAAGGGACAACACAAGGCACAUGCAUUAAGCCCUGUUUUCCUAGAAAAAGGCUCAGACUAUGGAAGUGCUAUUAUGUUAUCUCUUACUGAUGUCUCACAGUCUGUCACCAUUGCAUGCUCACUCUCUGUAAUUCAUGUCGGUUUUUGGAUAAUUAUUAUAAAAGUAGAUGUUAAUACAUGUAAUUUAAACACA
Molecule: messenger RNA, 7168 nt
Organism: Dreissena polymorpha
Lineage: Eukaryota; Metazoa; Mollusca; Bivalvia; Myida; Dreissenidae
Product: serine/threonine-protein kinase H1 homolog
Exons: 3
Coding region: 403-1677 (424 amino acids)
Biological process (GO): protein phosphorylation
Molecular function (GO): protein kinase activity; ATP binding
Source: RefSeq, a predicted model, not a curated record